AUGAGGCAUCUUGGCUUUUCCAGGCCAGCCGACCCUCUAGCCGAUGGCAGCAGGAUGAGCAAGCCCACUGGAAACCGGCAGAGGAAACUGCGCAGCAUAGUGCAGAAACAGGAGAAAUGGUUCUCUCUAAGGCAGCAAUCACUAACUAUGACCUCUUGGGUUUCGAGGCUGCUUCCUAGGAAUGCCCGUUCCUUGGCUACAUCAUCAAAGAAUCAGAAAGCUGAGGAUUGUCAUCGGCAGCAUGAGGCCUAUGGGUACUUCUUGCCCAUCCAGACGAGGUGGCAGGACAAUGACCAGUACGGCCAUGUGAACAAUGCCGUGUACUACAGCUACUUUGACACUAUCAUCAACCACUACCUCAUCAGGUACUGUGGCCUGAAAACCAGCUUGCGGAUGUCCACCAUAGUGGGGUUCAUGGUGAGCAAUCAGUGCACGUACCAUAUGCCCAUUGGCUUCCCUCAGAUCCCAGUGGCUGCCUUGGCUGUGGAGAAAGUGGGUCACUCCAGUGUGCAUUACCGACUUGCUCUGUUUCCACCUAACCCCACCAAGGAGCCGCCUUCAGUAGGUUACUGUGACAUCAGUGAUGGCUUCUUCUUUGGCCAUCCCAACUUGGCACAGUUUGACACUUUGGCCUGUACCACUGGGUCUUCAGUCCAUGUCUUUGUGAAUCCAGCCACCAAUAAGCCAACAGGACUUCCAGAAGACUUCCGGAGGGGCCUCCUGAAGCUGAUGAGCUUGGCUUCAGUGUGAAUUGUACAUAUUGUACAUGGAAUUAUGCAUGCCAUAAAGUUUAGAUUAUUCUCCAAA
This is a messenger RNA of Galeopterus variegatus (Sunda flying lemur), 807 nucleotides long. RefSeq lists its product as uncharacterized. The record is from RefSeq and is a predicted model, not a curated record. The transcript has 3 exons. NCBI's taxonomy places the organism in Eukaryota, Metazoa, Chordata, Mammalia, Dermoptera, Cynocephalidae. Bases 1 to 750 code for a protein of 249 amino acids. Gene Ontology annotation, cellular component: mitochondrion. Gene Ontology annotation, molecular function: fatty acyl-CoA hydrolase activity.